AUGAAGCUUAUAAAAGACUCGAGAGGAUGCCAACUCCUUCAAGAGGACAUCCAGUCCAAACUGAUGGAGCUGCUGGGGUCACCCGAGGAGGAGGCGGGCGAGGAGGAGGACGCGCUCGCUCGCUUCCUGGUGCUGCUGCUCAGCAAGGGCACAGACCGCGCGACAAUUGAGCAGGAGGUGAUGGACGUAAUGCCAGAGGAAAUGGGUCCUUCCUUUGUUGCUUGGCUGUACGAAACCCUGAAGCAUCAGCCAGAUCGUUACUAUUCCCCAGAGGACGAGGCUGCGGCUGGGGAAGAGGCGCAUGGCAGAGUGGCAGGCGGCCAGGAUGAGGAGGAGCUCGUGGAUUUUGGCGGGGACGAUGACGACGCUGACGUGCAGGGGGCGGCGGUGGGGGAUGAGCAAGAUGACGAGGAUGACCACCAGCAGCAGCAGCACGAGCCAACUGAGCAGCGCCAGCAGCAGCAGCAGCAGCAGCAGCGCCAGCAGCAGCAGCGCCGCCGGCACGGAGAGGAGCGUCUGACAGACGAUGCGGACGGCAGCAGCGGGCGGAAACGCAAGGCCAUGUGA
Monoraphidium neglectum is the source of this 567-nucleotide messenger RNA. RefSeq lists its product as hypothetical. NCBI's taxonomy places the organism in Eukaryota, Viridiplantae, Chlorophyta, Chlorophyceae, Sphaeropleales, Selenastraceae. Bases 1 to 567 code for a protein of 188 amino acids. The transcript is spliced from 3 exons. The record is from RefSeq and is a predicted model, not a curated record.